Messenger RNA from Fibroporia radiculosa, 510 nucleotides. RefSeq lists its product as uncharacterized. Bases 1 to 510 code for a protein of 169 amino acids. The record is from RefSeq and is a predicted model, not a curated record. Gene Ontology annotation, molecular function: GTPase activity; GTP binding; protein kinase binding. Gene Ontology annotation, biological process: regulation of actin cytoskeleton organization; regulation of cell shape; cortical cytoskeleton organization. The transcript has 4 exons. Gene Ontology annotation, cellular component: cell cortex; cytoplasmic vesicle; plasma membrane. NCBI's taxonomy places the organism in Eukaryota, Fungi, Basidiomycota, Agaricomycetes, Polyporales, Fibroporiaceae.
AUGAUCUCCGUUAGCGAUAACUUCACUUCAGUGUUUGACAACUAUUCGGCCAAUGUUAUGGUCGAUGGCAAGACCAUCUCUCUUGGUCUUUGGGACACUGCCGGUCAAGAGGAUUACGACCGACUCCGCCCUCUCUCAUACCCUCAAACGGAUGUUUUCCUAAUCUGCUUCUCUCUUGUUAGUCCUCCGAGUUACGAGAACGUCCGGACUAAGUGGUACCCGGAAAUUUCCCAUCAUGCGCCAUCAACGUCAAUUGUAUUAGUCGGGACAAAGCUCGAUCUUCGCGAGGAUCCUAGCACCAUCGAGAAGUUGAAGGAGCGUCGCAUGCAACCCAUUCAGUAUGCACAAGGUGUUGCAAUGGCCAGAGACAUUGGAGCUGUGAAGUAUCUGGAAUGUUCAGCAUUAACACAGAAGGGACUGAAGACUGUUUUUGAUGAAGCCAUUCGAGCCGUUUUGAACCCUCCGCCUCAACCCAAGAAGCCCAAGGGUAACAAGUGCAUCAUUGCCUAG